AUGGCAACAUCAUAUGCUCUUCUUCUCUUCUGCAAUCUCACAUUCUUCGCCUUUCUUGCGUCAAUCACCAUUGGAUCUUCGUUCGUCGCCACUGAUUCCGAGCUAGUCGAGCGGAUCUGCAACCAAACAGCACCCUAUUACAAGUUUUGCAAGGAUGUUCUCAACUCUGAUCCGCGCACACCGGGCGCUGAUGGGGCCACACUAGCCUAUGUGGCCUUCGAAUUGGCAAAUCGCAAUGCUUCGAGCACCCAAGACCAGAUAACUUUGCUGCUCAGUAACUCCACCGGUCUGUUGCACCAGCACCUCGAGCAAUGCCACCUAGAUUACGCAACAGCCAUCGUGAAAACUUUUCUGGCUUUAACUGACCUGGAUCAGAAGACAUAUGGCAGAUUGACCUACGGCAGAUUGACCUACUUUGCUUCUAUGACAGGCGAACAAGCGAAGGACUGCGAAUCGGCCUUUGAUGGAACAAAAUCUCCGUUGGCUAAUAACAACAACGAUCUUUACGGCCUUUCAGUGAUUUGUGUUGCUCUUGCAAAGUGGCUCAAUGUCUGA
Molecule: messenger RNA, 555 nt
Organism: Rhodamnia argentea
Lineage: Eukaryota; Viridiplantae; Streptophyta; Magnoliopsida; Myrtales; Myrtaceae
Product: cell wall / vacuolar inhibitor of fructosidase 2-like
Exons: 1
Coding region: 1-555 (184 amino acids)
Molecular function (GO): enzyme inhibitor activity
Source: RefSeq, a predicted model, not a curated record